Messenger RNA from Stylophora pistillata, 3863 nucleotides. RefSeq lists its product as uncharacterized. The record is from RefSeq and is a predicted model, not a curated record. Lineage: Eukaryota; Metazoa; Cnidaria; Anthozoa; Scleractinia; Pocilloporidae. Gene Ontology annotation, biological process: G1/S transition of mitotic cell cycle; protein deubiquitination. Gene Ontology annotation, cellular component: nucleus; cytosol. Gene Ontology annotation, molecular function: cysteine-type deubiquitinase activity.
UUUCCCGCUAAACAAUAUGGCGGAUUGUGUUCUCGAUGGAGAAAAACUUUGUGAGGUGUCUGGCGAAGUAAAAUGGUCGAAUGUGGAACGUUAUAGUUUAGAAUAUUGCCAUGGAUCAUUAGCUCUCUAUAAACUGAGUAACAGUUUUUAUAUACAUGGAAUUACAAAAGCAAAACGUGUGAAGUUCUCCUUGAAACCUGAUAAGUUUUCACUUCAAAGCCGCGAGUCCAGGUUGACAUUGUCUUUUACUGAGCGAGGCAAAUCAGCAGUUUCUAUGCACUUGAGAGAGGCAGAACCUAACCAACUACGAACAUUUUUAGAUUUCUUAAACAGCAUAAAGGCAUACAAUGCUACUUUUAAAGGUAAAUUACUUUCAUCCUCUUCAAAAGGGAAAGACAUAGAAAAUGCAGAGAACUUGCCCUUGAACAACACCCAUUCCAAUGUGUCCAUGCCCAGAAUGAAUUAUAAAUCACCUUUACGAAGAAACCUGCUCAGAUCAUCACCUUCUGGAAGGACAAACAAGCCAACCCCCAGUGUUCAGCGCAAUCUCCAUGCCAAGCAGAUGAAUCCACCUUCAUCAAACAGACCACCAAAUAAAACCCCUCUUGUGGAUAAAACAUUUGCAAGAGAUAAUCUCAGCAAUACAUCCAGUGGUGGGAAGUCAGUCACUUCAUUUUAUGGAUCACAAAAUUUAAUGCAGUCUCCAAGUAAUUGGAAAUCUGCCAAGAAUGUCAGGGGUCCAGGCUUGAUGCCUGCACCUCAAACAAUGCGUCUGACAAGUCAGAUAUCUUUCAGAUCCCGUGAGAAGCAUCUCUAUGAGAAAGACUUUGCAUUAACAGGCUUUUCAAACUUGGGGAAUACUUGCUACAUGAAUGCCAUUCUUCAGUCAUUACUUGGUGUGCCACCAUUUGUUCAGGAUCUUUCAAACAGAGCUUUGUUGGAAAAUGUUCAUCCACACUGUCUGUACAAAUGUCUUCAUAGUGUUCUAAUGUGCAAAAGAAAGUGUGGAAAUCUAGAGGUGCUUAAGAACUGUUUAAGGAAACUGAAGCGAACAAUCUCUGAAGCUGCAACACGUUUUUCAGGAUAUCAUCAACAUGAUGCUCAUGAGUUCCUUUGUCAGGUCUUCGAUCAGCUGAAGGAUGAUGUGAGCAAAUCUAACUCGCCAUCUCCCAAAGAUACCUCAAAAGAAAGUAACCCAAUGUUAGCAGAUUUACAAUGUCCUGUGACAAGAUCUUUUGAAAGUGGAGUGGUCCACACAGUCAUCUGUAAACAGUGUGGAGAAUCUGUUCCAAAAGAAGAGAUAUACCAUGCAUUUUCUCUUGACAUCCCAGUUCUGUGCAGUUCUUCAGACAUGUCUCCAUUUAGCUCAGCCAUCAGCAUGCAAACCUUGGUGGAGAAACACUUUGAGGAUGAACAGCUUGAGUACACAUGCGGCAAAUGUGAGUCUAAGGAAGCUGUUAUUUCACACAGUUUCAGUAGGCUUCCAAGAGUGCUGAUUCUGCACUUGAAGAGGUAUGGCUUUGACAACUUCACUGAAGAACAAGCAAAGAGGCAAGACAAGAUUAAAAUUGAAAGGUUCAUUAACCUCAGUAUGCUAUGCUCAACAAAAUCUACACCUCCUCUCACAUUCCAACCAAAGCCAUCGCUCAAAUUGAGUCCUUCUAAAUCAGGCCGUAAACCACAGAAACGCCACUUAAUCAGUGAAGAUGAUGAUGAGGAUUUCUGUCACUUUCAACCUUCUCCCUCUGUGAGGAGGAAACUAUCACAUUCCUUCUCAAAUGAAAAUUUCACAAGUGCUGCCAGAGAUACCCUGAUGAACACAAAAAAUUUCUCAGACGAUGAGAUGCAGGUCUUGGGUGUUUCCAAGCUAGAUAGGGUCACUGAAAAUGGAAGGUUUCAUGACCAGAUGGAUGAACAGAUACAUGAUUCUGAAAAAACUGAUGUCAAAGAUAUCACUAAAUUUGAUGGGAGUAGGAAUGCACCAUUACAUCAAUCACCAUUGAGGUAUAAAUCAGUCCUGGGGGAUACCGAAGAGGAGCAAAUGGAUUGGGCUUUGGCUGAAAGUGCUAAAUCAGCAGAGAAAGAAUCAACUGCAAAACAAGAAACAAAUGAAAAUGAUGCCAAAUGCAAUACUUCGGCCAUAGUUUUGAGCAAUGAUACAACAUCAAAUAUCAGCGAUGGUUAUUCCAACCUUGUUAGCUGUGUUACUGAUCAGCCAACAAUUGGUGAUAAAGAUGUCAUUGAAGUUGAAGGGGUGGAGAUCAAGCCUCAAUAUUGUACUCCAAUCUGGGAGGAUACAGAAGAGGAGCAGAUAAAAUGGGCUUUGGCUGAAAGUACCAAAUCUGCAGAAAAAGAAUCAAUGGCAAAAUUGAAUGGACUUGAACAAAAACCCAACACAGAUGCUGCUGAAUGCAAUACAGAAACGGAAGAUUUGAGUGAAGAUGCAACGUAUAAUUUUGACAGUGAUGAUUUUAAUCAAUUGAGUGAAAUUUCUGAUGAAGAUUUAGUUUUUAUGGCUCAGAACAGCAAAGCUGAAGGACCUGUUGGUUUAAAAGGAGGCGCUCCAAUCAAAAUGGCUACUCAAGAUAUUUCCCACGAUCUUGACAAUAGUUUGAAUGAUACUGGGGGAUACAAAAGCUGUGGGGAAGAUUCAAGCUUAGAAACUAGUGUAGACAAAGGAUUUGUCCUAAAAAACAGCACUCCUAAGAUUUGUAUCAAAAAAAGAACGAGUAGUUCCGUUCAGAAACGAAUGCUUCAAAGAAAUUUCAGCUUGAGUAAAACGCCCAUGCUAGGAAAAUUUGAGGGGGAUCUUUUUGAUGAUGAUCUUUUUGAUGAUGGUGUCAAAGAGAGUAACACUCCUGUAACCAAUGCCAUUGGUAAUGAGGUUGUAGGCAAGAGCAGCUGGGAGGUCCAAAGUUUUAGUGAUGAAGACAUCAAAAAGGCAAUCAACAUGAGCCUUCAAGACCAGACAGAAGAUGAAGAUCUGAAGAGGGCCUUGCAGCUGAGUUUGCAAGAUUUUGAAGGGCGGGACUUGAGAUCUGCCAAGGCUGUAUCACCAGCUGCAGUGGACCCUGAGAAUUUAACAGAGCCUACUUUUGAGGAUGACGAGGGAGAGCCCAAGCUGUCUACACACUCAUACAGACUGAUCAGUAUUGUCAGCCAUCUUGGCACAAGUUCUACUUCAGGACACUAUAUUUCAGAUGUGUAUGAUUGCAAAACCAAACAGUGGACAAGUUAUGAUGACUCUGCAGCAACAAAGGUUGCAGAACACUCAGUUCGCUACAAAAGACAACACAGUGGUUACAUUUUCUUUUAUUUAUACAAGCAGUGUGUGGAUGCCAUAGAUAAGGCAAGUCCAAGCAAAGAAAACUCUCAAAGAUAACAAGACAAAGUGGAUGAUAAAACAGCAGAAGUAUUUUUUUGUAGUUAUAGUAGUUUCAACAAUAGUUACUUGAAAAGUUCUGAUAGUACUUUGAUCCUCUCUGAUGACAUAACUUGUGAAAUUUAAUGACGAGUAGUAACUACCCUUUUCGUAGAAUGUCACACAACAAAAACCAACAUGGUCCAAUCUGCCAAUCAGACCAUAACUAAUGACCCCAAGAAUAGGGUGGGCAUUCAAAGUGAUGGGAAUUACAUAUUUUUGUAACCUUUCCUUUUCAUCUAGCCCUAAGAUUACUUUUUUCAGGGCAACCAACAAGGAGAAAAAUAGCAAAAAUAGACUUAAGAAAAAAAAAUUGAAAUAUUUUUUAUACCAUGUCAAAAAGAGAAAUCACUUUCAUUAUGCUAAUUUAUAUAUCUUAUUAGAUGUUUUGUUGUGUAGUAUCGCUGAGUAUUUUAUGAGUUGUGCCGUAUUUUGACGAGCC